Molecule: messenger RNA, 1507 nt
Organism: Punica granatum (pomegranate)
Lineage: Eukaryota; Viridiplantae; Streptophyta; Magnoliopsida; Myrtales; Lythraceae
Source: RefSeq, a predicted model, not a curated record
UGUUAUCACGGCAUAACCUGAAGCCCACGCAGCUGCGCUGCCCUUUACUAUCCAAUCCGAAGUUCCACAAAGAUGCGGAGGGCUGAGCUGACGACGAUUGAUCAUUAACUGACUGACUUGCAGCGACAGUGGAAUUUCCCUCCUCCAAGGCACAGCUGACCGCUUCGCCGACCGAAUCAUCCGGCAAACGCAGCUGCCCACAGUCAAUGCAAAUCCUGGGAAAGGCAAAUAUGGUGGCGCUGUCUUUUCCUUCUUCGUUUGUGUCCACAAAUCACGAUGCUCCCCCCGAAGAGUUUCGCUGGAUAGCUUCCGUCUUCAUUGGCAUCGUGAUGUGCAUUAUAGUUUAUCAAGUAACUGGGUUCAUCAGCCUCUUGUGUUUUAAUGGGUACAGUAGGCUCAAAAAAAUGGAAAGAGUAGAGUGGAAGAACAGGGGAUUCUCUACAUUCCAUGCGCUUGUUGUAGCAUUUGCUUCUCUGUACCUCCUGUUGUUAUCUGACCAAUUCAAAGAGGAUUCUCAUGGCAAGUCAAUCAUCAACCACACGUCUACUUUGUCAGAUACAAUAUUGGGGGGAAUCCUCAUGGAUGGUCAUCAUAAUGGUGGUGCACAUUUGCACAUGAAAAGGGUAUCACUUGGCUAUUUUCUGUCAGACCUGGGGAUGAUUUUUUGGCAUUUUCCAGCAUUGGGUGGCUGGGAGUAUGUCCUACACCAUGGAUUAUCUAUGUUUUCCAUUUUCCUCUCCUUGAUGAGCGGUCAAGGACAAAUAUACAUACUAAUGGUUCUCUUCACGGAGAGCACAACUCCCUUCGUGAAUUUAAGAUGGUACUUGGAUGUUGCUGGCCAAAAGAAUUCAAAGCUUUAUCUCUGCAAUGGCAUCCUGUUGUUCUUGGGUUGGUUGGUUGCAAGGAUAAUUCUAUUUAUCAUCUUCUUCAUCCACAUGCUUCUCCACUUUGAUCAGGUGAAACAGAUUUUCGACUUGGGCUUCUAUAGCUUGCUCGUGGUGGGCCCUAUUCUGGCAUUGAUGAACUUCUUCUGGUUCUGGAAGAUUGCCAAGGGCUUGGUGAAAACUCUGUCCAAAGCUCGCCACAAUACGUGAAUCUGUUCUGAUGACUACAUUCGCCGGAAGAAUUCUGCUAAGUUGAGUCCUGGUCACAGCCUCAACUAACCAGGAACAACAUACGAAGGAACAAUAUCGUUAUACAGUAACUUUAUGUAAGUAAUUGUCUCGUCUCAUACCUUGCAUCGAGCAAUGAGAUCUGGCGGAGCUUGACGUCAUCGGCUUUUGUCAUUUAUAGUGCUAUAUAUAUAUAUACAUAUGUUUAUGUGUGCGUGUGUUUUUUGCCCGAGUAUUAUGUGUGUGUGAGUUCUCCUGUUGUUUGUUGCCUCCUUCGUUGGUUCAUUAGUGGGAUUCAAGGACAUCCCUAGACGUGAAUCUUGUAGAGACAUAUUGAGCCGGAUCAUAUUGGGCCUACUCAAGCCCAGCCCGAUUUGGUGAAACAGCCCUCGAGC